This is a messenger RNA of Ruditapes philippinarum (Manila clam), 1179 nucleotides long. RefSeq lists its product as uncharacterized. Bases 260 to 973 code for a protein of 237 amino acids. Gene Ontology annotation, molecular function: protein binding. Lineage: Eukaryota; Metazoa; Mollusca; Bivalvia; Venerida; Veneridae. The record is from RefSeq and is a predicted model, not a curated record. The transcript is spliced from 2 exons.
GAACAAAUAAAUUACAAGCAUUAUGUGAAAACUGAUAUGAAAGAAUGGGAUAAAAUCAGAACAUGUUAUUUUAGGCUAACAAUUAUUUAGAUAAAAAACAUUGAACAGUCAAGUCCUAAAAGAAUGAACCGAUCUAAAAGAGAUUUAAUAACUUGCGAAACAACCCUUCUACAAAUUAAUUCAUUACAAAUAUCUCAUAAAAGACUCCCGCAUUUGAAUUUUUCCACUUUAUCGACGAUAGGGGAGGCAAAAUAUAAACAUGUUUCAAGGUUUAGUUGCUAUACUAUUUAUUACUGCAGUGCUAUCGGAACCAGAAUGUUCUAGAUUCCAUUAUGAGGAACAAACUUUAAACAAAAUGAUUAGACAGGAAAUAACCAUGGAAAAACUACAGGCGGAUAUGGCGGCAACUCGGCGGCAAGUGCUUGAUGCCCUAGGAAAGUUAACAGAAACAACCCUGCAGCUUAGAGAAGACUGGAAUAAUGAAAAGAUAAAAUUGGAGCAUGUUGCAAAUGUGUCGGCGGAGGAAACCAAUAAAAGUGUUCGAAACUUUGCUGCUGCAGAAAUUGAAAAACUUAAAGGACCCACAGUCGCAUUCAGAAGUAAGGACCUUGUUGAUCUAACACCAAGUCCUGGAGAAACACUUGUGUUUAAGACGACGACGUUGAACGAAGGUCUCGGGUAUGAUAACAAGAGCGGGAUAUUCACUGCACCAGUAGCGGGAACAUAUUCGUUUUCUGUGCAGCUUUGUGUUUCUGGUGGGAAAGAUAUGUUUUAUGCAAUAGUUUCAGAUGGUGUUGAAAUAAAGAAAGGGUGGUUCUGUGAUAAAGAUUGGGUUACAUGUUACACUACAGACACUGUUGCCGUACUUCAAAAAGAUUCAAAAGUAUACGUAAUGUGUUCUUACAGCAGAAGUUUUUUAGUAACUACGAGUAACUACUGGAAUACAUUUUCAGGUGUACUGGUGAAAUCAUAAAACUUUAAUUUGGAAAAGAAAUUUUACGCUAGCAUGUAUUUUAUGUUUAUUUUCUUGUUUUUGUUUGUUUCUUUCACAUGAUGUAUAUGUUAUUUCAUUUCCAUGGAUUGCAUUGUAUAUCACUGACAUAAAUCAAAUGACAUUUAAUUAAUUAAAUAAAGAAAAUAAUACAAUUUCAGUUCAGUUUGGUGAAGAAUGAAUAUACG